AGCUGGAGACGGCACGCGCUUUCAUUCUUGUAAAUGCUUGGUUUAAAAAAGAAAAAAAAAAGCAAGAAUAGCCACUUUACUCUCAUAACUGUUUGGUUCUGAUUGCUCGAACCUGCAACUUAAUCAUAAUUAAGUGUGGUGGGGCUGCGGGAGGAGAGCGGCUCAUCAUCCCGGGACCGGAGUGAAACCUCAUCGCGAGCUCCUCGGGCGCCGGAAUAGCUCGUGCGUGACAGCGUUUGAACACUCAACAAAAACUGUGGACCCGAGAGGACAAGUGUGGACUGACGGAGGCUGUGAAGUUUUCUCAUGUCAGCCUGUUUUUUUUUUUUUUGGUUUGUUAUAAGUAGCCCGGUGGAGCAGAGAGAAAGUGGAGGUUUGUCCCUCUCCAAUGCGUCGGUUCCCCGCAUCUACUGAUGGACUGAGUCCGGUAAAAUUUGGAAUAGCCUUGCCCUUUUUUCCACCAGUUUUAGUCGAUAUCUCAGACCGAAAUGCUGCCCUGUAUCAUUUUCAUCGGCUUGUUUCUCACUGCGGCCCGAUCCCAAGAUAUCCAUCCCUCACAGGCAUCAUCCUCUAUUAGUGAGUCUUGUGACUCCUUGUGCUCCUGCGAGGGGAAAGAUGGCAUCCUUUAUCUUAACUGCGAGCAGAGAAACAUCAGCAAAAUCUCCCAAAUCAAAGUCCCGUCAGGUGUGCCCUUCCACCUGAACCUUUACAAAAACGACUUGGUUGAGCUCCGCGCUGAGGAAAUGGAAGGGUUUAAGAAUGCUCUUUCCCUGCACAUCGGGGGUAAUAGCAUACAAGAGCUGGAACCAGGGGUCUUUAGCACUCUCGGUUCACUGAAAAAACUCCACAUAAAUAGCAAUUUCCUCGUCACUCUGAAAGAGGACACUUUUCAAGGCCUGGUGAAUUUGGAGUUCCUCCAAGCUGACACAAAUUUCAUUCGGGUCAUUGAGCCGGGAGCUUUCAACAAACUGAUCCGCCUCAAGGUCCUCAUCCUCAAUGAUAAUUCCAUUGGGUUUUUACCCAGCAACAUUUUCCGGUUCGUGCCCCUCACCCACCUGGACUUACGUGGCAACAAGCUCCAGACGCUGCCUUAUGUCGGGUUUUUGGAGCACAUCGGACGGAUAAUGGAACUUCUCCUCGAGGAUAAUGAUUGGGUCUGUGACUGUGAUAUUUUACAUUUAAAAAUCUGGAUGGAGAACAUGAGGGCCCAGUCAGCUAUCGGGGAUGUGAUCUGCAGCACGCCACACCACCUUAAGGGGACAAUUCUAGCUAAAGUCAAGCGGGAUGUUCUCUGCCCAUCCCAUGCAGACAUUAACCUGGAGGAGCCGUCAAAGUCACUGGAUAUGGUUGUUACUCCCUCAUCCAAAGUAUCUCAGAUUCCCAAGUUGAUCAACGCCAAAGAUGACGCCAAGGCACCAACGCCAUCUCACAUUCCCGGCAGUCCUUGUGUGGAACACUGUUCUUGUCACAAUCACCCUGUGGCUGGGUUUUUGAUGCAUUGUCAGGACCGGGGAAUUCAAAAGGUUUCAGAUAUCGGAAUACUUCAGCAAAGUCCCACUAAACUGGUCAUGACAGGAAAUAUGAUUCAAAAACUCUUGAAAUAUGAUUUUGUCACAUACGAUAGCUUAGAAUUGCUCAACUUGGCAAACAACAGAAUUGAUUACAUUGACAAUGAAACUUUCCUCAGCUUGAGCAGUUUGAAAAAACUGUAUUUGAAUGGCAACAGAAUUGAAAAACUGUUCUCCACAAUGUUUGUGGGACUCCACAACCUUGAAUACCUGUAUCUGGAAUACAACCUUAUCAAAGAGAUUGCUCCAGGCACAUUUAAUCCCCUGCCAAACCUGAAGCUGUUGUCAUUAAAUAACAACCUGCUCAGCUCCCUUCCAGCACAGAUAUUUCGCAAUGUGCCCCUCACCAAAUUAAACCUGAGGAAAAAUCUACUUAUGCACCUGCCAGUGAGCAAUGUGCUUGAUCAACUCGACUCACUAGAGCAGAUUUAUUUAGAGGACAACCCCUGGGACUGCAGCUGUGACUUGCUCAGCCUCAAACAAUGGGUAGAGAAACUCAGAAAGGACACAGUGGUGGGCUCCAUUUUGUGUCACACCCCAAAGAAAGUGAUGCAGGCUGAGCUGAGAAGCCUUCGUCAUGAGGUGCUCUGUCCCGGUUUAGGGACCUAUUACUCUUUGCCCCCAGGUGGGGAGGAAAGUGUGACAGCUACGCUGGGGCCUGACAGCGCUGGCAGGGGUUUGCUCAGCUCACUUACAGAGACCGUCCCACUCUCUGUGCUCAUCUUAAGCCUUCUUGUUUUUGUCCUCAUGAUUAUAUUCUGCUCAGCCGGGUUGGUGGUGUUUGUGGUACACCGUCGGCGGCGGAGGGCAAAGAAAAAAGCAGCAGAGGAGCAGCCCAGAGAAAACACCAGCAGCAGUCCCAUUCACUUACAUUACAGCAUGUACGGGCAGAAAACUACACACCACACUCUGACACAAAGAACAGGCUCUGCCACUCUGUAUGAGGAGAGAUCACACAGUCCCAUUGUGCAGAUCUGUCGCAACCCCACCUACUGCUCCCAGCACAAGGAGCACGACGCAGAUUUGGAUUACAGCCUCGACGAACCCAGCGCCAAGCAUCACGUCUGCCGGAGUAUCAUGGAGAAGGAGAACACUUCUCCGCUCACGGGAAACCCCAGCUCAAAGUUCAGACCCAUGACAGGAGAGUGCCCCGCAGAGUUCGUCACUCUCGGGAAUCCCAACUCCUUGUACAGGAACAUUCUGGAGAGGGAGAAGGAGCUUCAGCAGCUUGGAAUAACAGAGUACCUUAGGAAAAACAUGCCCCAGCUUCAGUCUGCUGUGGACAUGCAGGUCCCGGGGCACCAGGAGGAGUUAAAGCUAAUGGAGACAAUUAUGUACUCAAGACCACGUAAGGUCAUGCUUGAGCAAACUAAGAAUGAGUACUUUGAACUUAAGGCUAACUUGCAUAGUGAGCCAGACUACUUGGAGGUUCUGGAGCAUCAAACUGCAUUUAACUGAGCUUAAGCUGAAAAAAAUAAAAUAAACAACGAUAUAUAUUAUGUUUUGAACCAAGUGCCUUGUCCUGUUUGCCCUCUUGUACUUUCCACAGUGUGAAAUAUGUAUCAUGGGCACAUCACUUUAAGUUUAAUUGUAGCACAGAAUGUAACUGGUUUAUUCUUUAGUUACCUUUUAUCUAUUGACAGCCAUGUUAUGUAGCCGGUGAAAGGUGUAAUAUUUUUGGCCAAAUAUAAAGUUAAGAAGCUAUCACCGUCUGUUAAGCAGGCCUGCAUUGAAACCCACUUUGAAAUCCACUCAAUCAGCUUUUUAUGAUUGAUUAAAUUUCCAUGGUGCACUGCCCCCAAAUGAAUUGAUCUGCACAGCACAUGCCCCA
Thunnus maccoyii (southern bluefin tuna) is the source of this 3399-nucleotide messenger RNA. RefSeq names its product SLIT and NTRK-like family, member 6 (gene slitrk6). The transcript has 2 exons. NCBI's taxonomy places the organism in Eukaryota, Metazoa, Chordata, Actinopteri, Scombriformes, Scombridae. The coding region runs from base 489 to 3026 and encodes 845 amino acids. Gene Ontology annotation, cellular component: membrane. Gene Ontology annotation, biological process: positive regulation of synapse assembly; regulation of presynapse assembly; axonogenesis. Gene Ontology annotation, molecular function: protein binding. The record is from RefSeq and is a predicted model, not a curated record.